Cyprinodon variegatus (sheepshead minnow) is the source of this 1499-nucleotide messenger RNA. It is a transcript of the gene cetn2, whose product is annotated as centrin 2. Lineage: Eukaryota; Metazoa; Chordata; Actinopteri; Cyprinodontiformes; Cyprinodontidae. The transcript is spliced from 5 exons. The record is from RefSeq and is a predicted model, not a curated record. Gene Ontology annotation, cellular component: centrosome; centriole. Gene Ontology annotation, molecular function: calcium ion binding. Gene Ontology annotation, biological process: centriole replication; mitotic cell cycle; nucleotide-excision repair. The coding region runs from base 261 to 785 and encodes 174 amino acids.
CACAGAGCAGCGUUUAGAAACUGGCGCACAGUCGGUUAAAAUCUUCCGCUCAGUCCGUGACAGCAGCUGGAGCGCAGGUUGUUAGCUAGAAAACGCGAUUCCCCUUUACAUCAUGGCUGAUAUUUGUGUUAAAUAAACAAAAUAAUUGUAUUAGCUUUAUGGAAUCUACUGAUCCCUCCUUCAUGAUACAGUAGCUUUACAGCGUGGAGGAAAACAAUCAUUUCUUUUGAGAAGCUGCAGAUCAUAUUACACAGGAAUAAAUGGCAACCAGUGCUAAGAGACCAUCCCUGCAGGGUCCAGUGCCCCCUCCUCGCAAGAAGACAACUCCCAAGCCAGAGCUGACAGAGGAGCAGAAGCAGGAGAUCAGGGAGGCUUUUGAGCUCUUUGACACUGAUGGAUCUGGACACAUCGAUGUGAAAGAGCUCAAGGUUGCUAUGAGAGCUCUGGGAUUCGAACCCAAGAAGGAGGAGAUCAAGAAGAUGAUCGCAGAGGUGGACAAGGAUGGAACAGGGAAGAUCUCCUUCGCUGACUUUCUGGCAGUCAUGACACAGAAAAUGGCUGAGAAAGACUCCAAAGAGGAGAUUCUUAAAGCUUUCCGGCUAUUUGACGACGAUGAAACAGGCAAGAUCUCCUUCAAGAACCUGAAAAGAGUGGCUAAAGAGCUCGGGGAAAACCUGACGGAUGACGAGCUGCAGGAGAUGAUAGACGAAGCGGACAGGGACGGGGACGGAGAAGUGAACGAGCAGGAGUUUCUGCGCAUCAUGAAGAAAACCUGCCUGUACUAAAGGCAGAGCACGGCGUCUGGGUUGGUGACGUAGUGCCAAACGGGGCCCGAACUUUGCUUUGUGUGUAAUGCUGCUCGUACACUCAUGUAGGAAAUGUUGUUGUGUCGUGCCAUAAUUUUCACCUAAAACGUAUCAAAACACAUCAGAAUUAAACAUGUAUUGGACGUGAAGAGUACUGCUGCAAAGUCAAAUAUUGUUCAUAUUUGAUUUACAGCCGUAUAAAAACUCAACAUGCUGCAGAUUUGUAUUAGAAAUAAAGUUAUGUUAAUGACAAAUUCAGGUGUAAUCAUAAGGAAAAUUUCAGUGCCUGCUAAAAGAGUGACAACCAGUACAUUCCAGUGCUUCACUUGUUAGAAGAGUUUAUGCAUCAAGUUCUACUGGGCUCUUUGUUUUUGCCCUUGUUUGUAGAACUAACCUUGGAGAACCAGGGAAUGCUGUCUGAUCCCUGCACUCCUUCUGGAUUUGUGCCUGCGCCUGAAGGUGCAACCAUCACAAUCAGGGAAGAUGCUCCACAAAUCCACUCACCCUCCUCACUGAUCCCUCCAUCCCCAAAGCUUUGAAUAUUGUAUGUUUUCUAUAUAUAUAAAUAUAUUUAUUCUCCCGCUGUGCACAUUUGCUCCUCUGAAUCGUUGAGUACUUUGUAUCGUGUGAGCCAAAGCAUAAAAAAAGGUAGCAGAGUAGUGUUUAAAGAAAUUAUUAAAUAUAAUGAAGCAG